AUGUCUGAGGGGAAAGAGCAUCACUACACAUUUUCUCUGAAAGGGCGCACGGCACUGGUGACGGGCGGUGCUCGGGGUUGCGGCCUAGCCUUUGCGCGGGGACUCGCCGAAGAAGGCGCUGAUGUAGCGGUCUUUGAUGUUGUUUCACCAGAGGAUGGAUUCCAUGAUAUUGAGAAGGAUUGCGGUGUCCGAACUGCGUAUUACAAGUGGGUAGAUUGUACAUUUGGGGGUAGCAUCGCUAACAACAGCAGAGUCGAUGUCUCAUCUCAGGAAUCUUUACAAGAAGGCUUCGCCAGCUUCCAGAAGGAUUUUAAUAAUUCUCUGGAUAUCUGCGUUCCAUGCGCCGGUAUCAAUCGCCAUCUCCCAUUCCUAGAAUUUACCUACAAAGAUCAUCAGGAUCUACUGUCUAUCAACGUACUCGGACUUUACUUUACUGCCCAACUCGCAGCCAAGCAAAUGAUCGCGAACAAGACAAAGCACGGCAGCAUUGUUCUAGUCGCCAGUAUGGCGAGUCAUAUCGCUGUGCGCAGCCAGCUAUGUUCGGCGUAUUGUGGCACAAAGGGCGCAGUGAGAUCGAUGUGUCCGGCGAUCGCGAAAGAGCUGGCCGAAUAUGGUAUUCGAGUCAAUUCCAUCUCUCCGGGAUUCGUGCGAACAGAAAUGACGGCCGCAUUCCCCCAUCUCCUCGACGGAUGGAAAUCCGAAGCCAUGAACGGCAGAAUCGCCGAACCAGAAGAUAUCAUGGGGGCAUGUGUAUUCCUCGCAAGUGACGCGAGUUCGUACAUGACCGGGUCAGACAUUGUUGUGGACGACCACGAAGGCUAUAGGAUUGGCCCUGUCGAUGCUUCCACUACCGUUGUGGUGGUGGGCGCGGGACCAUCGGGGUUGAUGCUAGCAUGUAAUCUCGUUCGCUUUGGAAUUGCCGUGGUGAUUCUAGAUGAUCGUCCCGACAAGACAUCCACAGGCAAGGCCGACGGAAUGCAGCCGAAGACUAUCGAGACAUUCAGACAACUUCGUUUGGCGGAUCCAUUGCUUAAGAACGGAGCACGGGUUUACGAUAUUUCUUUCUGGGAAUCAACCGCCAACGAGUCAUUGAAACGCACAGGUCGCAAAACCCACUACCCCGAGCAUGUCGGUGCCUCCGAUCCAUAUAUUUUGUUAGCCCAUCAGGGAAUGGUUGAGGAGGUCAUGAUUGAUGAUAUGGAGGCACGGGGAGUCUUCGUCACGCGGAAUAGCAAGUUCGUGUCUUGUUCACGUGUGGAUGGAACAACCCAAUUGGAUAUUGUGUAUGAGGAUGUUACUACAAAUACUCCGCAUAAGAUUCGAGCGGACUAUCUGGUUGGAUGCGAUGGAGCUCGAUCGAAGGUUCGAUCAUUUAUUCCGGAUGCUGAGCUCGAGGGAGAAUUAACAAACGCGGCUUGGGGAGUGCUAGAUGGCGUGAUUGAUACGGACUUCCCUGAUCUAUGGAGCAAAGUCGCGUUGCGGUCUCAUUCCGCUGGAUCGAUCUUGUGGAUUCCGCGCGAGAAAGGCAUGACUCGAUUAUAUGUUGAGUUGAGCUCGACCGACGGGGAGCGAGUGGAAAAAUCAAAGGCCACGACUGAAUAUGUUAUGAGCCGCGCCAGGGAGGCAAUGAACCCAUUCAAGCUAGAGUGGAAGACAGUAGAGUGGUUCGGAACCUAUGUUGUGGGGCAAAGGGUUGCGAAACGCUUCAUGGACUCGGAAGCACAGAUAUUCAUUGCAGGUGAUGCUGGUCACUGCCAUUCCGCUCUUGCAGCCCAAGGCGCCAACACAAGUAUGCACGACAGCUUCAACUUGGCAUGGAAGCUCAACCUCCUCGUCCGCGGACUGGCCAAACCAUCUUUACUGAACACCUACGAAGAAGAAAGACAAAAGAUAGCAUACGACCUCAUCAAUUUCGACGUGGAGCACUGCAAAGCGUUCGCAGCCGGCGAUGCAGAAUUAGCCAAGAACUUCGACGAUAACAUUCGAUUCAUAUCCGGUCUCGGAGCCGAAUACGGUCCAGGAAUGUUGACACAAGCCCCAACCACCACAUCUCGUCUACAACCUGGAAUGCUCCAACUCCCAGCUAAAGUCACUCGCUAUAUCGAUGCUAACCUGGUCGAUAUCCAGUUGGAUGUUCCACUGUUGGGUCAAUUCAAGAUCUAUAUUUUCGUUCCGGAUGUUCGCCGCUCGGGGGCAUCCCUGGACAAUGUCUGCCAACAGCUGCAAUCUAUUCUUGCUGGUGUCAAUGUUCAAGCAGAUCAGUCAUAUGCGAAACAUCCAAGGGGACAUUCUCCCUCAGAUGAAUUUGUUCAGGCUCAACGCUACACUGCUGUCUCCAGUGCUUUUACUUUUGCGAUGGUUACGCAGUCUGCUCAGUCUGAGUUUGAGAUUGCUCAUCUACCAGAGAUACUCCAGACUAGUCGCUGGACUCUAUAUGUCGACAAUAUUGGAGGGCCAAGUUGUACAGAGAAGUGGUUUGGGGAUCUGAACCGGGACAAGAUUGGGAUCGCUGUUGUCAGGCCAGAUGGAUAUGUCGGAGCUAUUGAUACUUGGGAUUUCGAACAAGUGGGUGUUAUAGGGCAGUGGGUGCAGGAUUACUUCUCUUUCAUGGUGUAA
Messenger RNA from Penicillium expansum, 2616 nucleotides. RefSeq names its product Monooxygenase, FAD-binding. Bases 1 to 2616 code for a protein of 871 amino acids. The transcript is spliced from 9 exons. Gene Ontology annotation, molecular function: oxidoreductase activity; FAD binding. The record is from RefSeq and is a predicted model, not a curated record. NCBI's taxonomy places the organism in Eukaryota, Fungi, Ascomycota, Eurotiomycetes, Eurotiales, Aspergillaceae.